Phytomonas sp. EM1 is the source of this 155-nucleotide messenger RNA. The record is from the annotation of a GenBank genome assembly. Lineage: Eukaryota; Euglenozoa; Kinetoplastea; Trypanosomatida; Trypanosomatidae.
AUGAUCCUUGGACGCAGAAAUAUGAAAGAAAUGGAAUACAACCAUCGAUUUCUUUUUUCUUCAGAAGAGGUUCCUAUUUCCAAUUUUCAUUUUUAAUGUCUCUUCAAAAAACGGAGUGAGAAAAAAGACAGCGGCACGAGUACGUGUUGUAGAUA